Messenger RNA from Setaria italica (foxtail millet), 954 nucleotides. RefSeq lists its product as uncharacterized. Lineage: Eukaryota; Viridiplantae; Streptophyta; Magnoliopsida; Poales; Poaceae. The record is from RefSeq and is a predicted model, not a curated record. Bases 29 to 658 code for a protein of 209 amino acids. The transcript has 2 exons.
CUGGGAGUACGCCAAAGGGGACAAAAUAAUGGAAUGUCUCCAAAGCAAGAUGUAUGGUAGGUGGUAUUUUGCAUAUGCGACUCCUCGCAGUGUAUGGAAUGAGUAUGAGAAAAUAAUGGAAUAUAUCCAGGGUUUUGUGGGCCAACCAAAAAAUUCUGAACUCAAUGAUUUUGGCAAUAUGCUUGUCUACAUGCAUAUACAAACAGAGGCACACCUGAGGGAAGACCUGUUCUCGGACGUGGAAAGCACUGUGUGCCGGCAACUGUCCCGCUACAUGAUGUACCUCCUGGUUACCCACCCUUCCUUGCUGGCUCUCGAUACAAGUGCAGUAGCUACGCUGGAUUUGUGGCGAGCAGCUGCUAAUUACAAGUGCAGUAGCUACGCUGGUGACUUUUGGGAGCGGAUCAAUCCUUGGUCAUCCAGCACGGAAGCAUUGCAGGAUCUCGUUGACUUUUGGGUGUGGGUGAUCAUGUAUGCUGCGGCCAAAUCACGGUCGGAGAUGCACGCGGCGCUGCUGGCCAGAGGUAGUGGAGAACUCCUCACCUUCGUAUGGCUGAUCCUGGCCCACCUUAAAUGGCGCGAUCUUUCCGGCCUGUCCUGGUUUCGCAAGAUGGAUCAUAAGGAAUUUAAUAGGACCGGUGUAUUUGGUCACGGUUAAUUGUUUGAGAUGCUGAACGGACACCCGACCGGCCAUUAGCCUCAAACAUUGAAUGUCUUCAAUGCUCUUGGAAAUAUAGGUGCUGCCAAUUAUUGACAUCACAAUAUUGAUCGUUCCCCGUCGACAUUGUGUUUUACCAUCCGUUUAUACCUUAAUUACUAUUGCUUUUUGCUCCUCCCCUCUUUUAGUUGUAAUUGAAACUUGUGCCUCCUGAUGUAUUGACAAUAAUGAUUGUGACGACCUUGUGAAAUAUUAGUUGCUGCUUGCACCGUCAUAUUGAUGAUGCACAAUUCUAA